CGUGCGCGCUGCGGAUCAUCAUUUAUACGCGUUUAUCCCCAUUCAUGUCAAACAUUCCUGAAUAUAUUCUUGUGGACUUGUUUCCGGCGUAUCCUGCAGGUGGGUUCGGGCUGGUUCGGGUUAAAACUGUGAUGACGUAUAGAUAAUCAAUAAGUGAUCAAGCAGGGAUCGUUGGACAUGGCAUGCGUGAGUGCAGGGGCGUCAUCAGGCCGUCACGUCACUGAAGGCUCCUUUAGACAUGUUUACCGCACCUUCCUCGGUGUAUGCAGGAGAAGAUGUCCCACUGCGCCCUGUUCGCAAUGCUCUGCAGCCUCCCUCUUGCUGUGGGUUGGGUCAUACUGGGUGACAGAGAAGAAGUCCAGAUAGUUUGCGCCGGGAAGGAAUUCAGUUUGCCGGUCUACUCUACAUCAAGAACCGUGACUUUUACUCCGAACACUGCAGGACCGAGGCGUGUUCUCCUCGAGAAGACAAUUGUGAAUGACCCUCGUUUUGAGUGGACCAAAGACAAAAUGCUGGUCCUCAAAAAUGUGACUCAUGCGGACCAGGGACUUUAUUCUAUCAAACUGUCUUCUGGAUUCACCUAUGAGACUGUUCGUCUGACGGUUUCAGAAUGCAUCAAGUCCUACUACAGAAACUAUGGAGAAAACUUUGACCACAAUAUCCCUGAGAACGGCUUCGUACUGGAGUUUGCUCCCCGAGGCGCUCCAGCCGAGGCGAUGCCAAUAGUCCUGUGGAACCGAACCGAUCCUGAUACUGGCAUUGUGGGUCGGGGCCGGUUGCUACGAGACAGGAGGGUCUGGGUGGCAGACAGAGUCACGCAAGCCGACCAAGGCAACUACACAGUGAGAGACGCUGAGGGGAAAGUGUUGUCUCGCAGCACCCUCACUGUCCGUGGACACACUUUCAAUGUGACCCGCUUCAACAAAGAGUCUCUGAACCUCCCCCUCUUCCUCCCCGUGCCACGUGCCUACCUUAUCUUCACCCCCACCCGACACCCUGACGAAUCCUCGUUGGGUCCUUUCGACUCCAAGGCCCCCCGCGGUCCCGUGCAGUUAAUGCGCGAGGGCCACAUCACCGACCACGACAUGCGGUACAGGGGUCUGGUCUCCGUAGGCAGGAACGGAUCCGUCAACGAAGUGGUCAUAGCGAGGUUGACCUCGAGGCACGAUGGCGUCUAUGAGAUCAGAGACAUUAAUGGCAACCUGGUGUCUUCCACCUUAUUGCAGGUGAUUGAAAGGGGGGGCAGGUGGCGAGCUCUUCUCAAGUCCAUCACUGUCCCUUCCGGCAUGUUUGUGUCGCUGGCCGGUUUCAUCCUGUUCAUGAAGCGCUACCCCAACUGCAGCCUGUCGCAGAUCCUCACCUGCCUCAGGACGAACCGCACGCCACAAGCCCAGCCCCCGAGGGUCAACAUCCAGAACUACAGCCAGCCAAGCGCUCAGCCUGCAGGCUACUAUAAUCACGGCCAGCAGCAGGGGACGCCGAGAAAAUGGACCCCGAGAGCCAGUCCGGUUCAUACUGGUUACACUCCCGUUACGGUAGGAACUCCACCUUGGCUCACUCCUGUUCAUGCGAGGGCUGAAAAUUUUGAAGGACAAAGAUCCCCUUCUCUGAGCUCCCCCUGUCGCAAUUCUUCUGCCGAGCAGGAAAUACCUCAUGAAGAAGAGAGAAGGAUUUCCUUUCCAGUGGCUGGAGCAUCAGAUUGCCUGCAGUCUACCGAAGGUUGCGUUCAAUUCCAGAUCAAUAAGAAAGCAGUUCAAGAAAGGCAGAGCAACACGAAUGAAUUUUAUUCCGCGCUGCCGCUGGACACGGAUACGUCCGAUGCCUGCAGUGUUUACACUUCCGAGAAGCUGAACUUCUUAUAGUGCAUGGAGUGGUGGCAGAGAAGCAUGCAUGAGAAGAAACAACUCACCUGUGCCUUUUGCAACGAAGCCUAUAUUGUACUUCCAGCGGUUUGACAUCCAUCCAUGCAUGUCAUUAUUGUCCGUGUAAUGGUAUUUUUGAAGCAUGGGCUGAAUAUUAUCCUUUCUGCUUCAUACAUUUAUUCACUCUGACAUUCUGAAGUCUCUGCUGUCCUCGGAUGCUACCUACCUCCAGACCCUCAGGACCACCGUGAUAUGCGCUGUAUAUAUUUGCUGAAUCUGUGUUUGCGUGUGCGCUCGGUGAACUCUAACGCAUAUAUAGGGCUUUAAGUAGAAAUUUGGCCAUUUGAUAUUAGCGUUUGCAAAAGGGAAUAUUAACUUAUUGUACUAAUAUCGUGAAGGAAUUUAUUCUUGUCUUCAUGUUGAUCUCUUCUAUUAUCAUGUGUCUGUGAUGUAAGAUCAUUUUACCAUAACUCCUGAGGCACUGUACAACUGUUUAACAUGAUGUAAAACGUUCCACCAAGUAUUGCAACAGCCUGUGAACCUCGUCAAGAGCAAAAUAUCGACCACCAAAUUCCUCCAAGUGACGGAAAUGGCUGAACGUAAUAUUUUUGCAAUGUGAAAAUGUGUAUCAUUCCUUUUAAAAUAAAUAUAUAUAUUAUCAGA
This is a messenger RNA of Phyllopteryx taeniolatus (common seadragon), 2525 nucleotides long. RefSeq lists its product as uncharacterized. The record is from RefSeq and is a predicted model, not a curated record. The coding region runs from base 264 to 1862 and encodes 532 amino acids. The transcript has 11 exons. NCBI's taxonomy places the organism in Eukaryota, Metazoa, Chordata, Actinopteri, Syngnathiformes, Syngnathidae.